This is a messenger RNA of Kwoniella mangroviensis CBS 8507, 681 nucleotides long. RefSeq lists its product as uncharacterized. NCBI's taxonomy places the organism in Eukaryota, Fungi, Basidiomycota, Tremellomycetes, Tremellales, Cryptococcaceae. Bases 1 to 681 code for a protein of 226 amino acids. The record is from RefSeq and is a predicted model, not a curated record. The transcript is spliced from 6 exons.
AUGUUCUAUGGAGCCGUAUCCGACUUCUUCGCGCAAGCCGUCAUCUCCUUCCUCCUUGGUCAUCGAAAUCUAUCCGUCUUUAGCGAAUUCCUGCAGACAUUGAAUAGCACCGACGCUGCAAGCGUUGUCAAGCUUUCUCGAAUACGAUCGGUCGCGAGUUUAGAGGAAAAGGUUCUUCUUCUGACACGUGAGGCGAUAUAUGUCGUUUCCUUUAACUAUUCGCUCGAAAAGGUCAUGGAAUUUACACGAAUCCCUGUGAAAUCGAUCACAUCGAUUCAAAAAGAAGCUAGUCGUGAUCCAAAAGAAAAUUACGGUUUCCUCGUAAACUUCUCGCCGACCGAUGAAUCAACACGUUAUAGCACUUACUCGUUAAGAAACAAGCUCCUCUCGGUACCUCAAGAUAGUGCACCUACACCUGGAACACCUAAGCCUUCAGUGAAGCAUGCGCUCAUUGACCCAGAUGUGACUGAGUUUUACGCUUUCAAAGCUAUACCAGGUCAUACAAGUGACGAAGGCACAUGUCAAGAGUCGGUCAAUAAUGCCGUAAAGCAGAUUGCAGAAGCCUGUAAAGAUGAAGAGCUUAUCGUAGAAAAGGAUAUCGUAAGUUUAGCGGAAGCUGAAUCGGCGACUUCAAUUUUGGAUAAAAUGGAUUAUGCCUUUAAACGAUUUUUAUGGUUAUGA